Schistosoma bovis is the source of this 3762-nucleotide messenger RNA. Lineage: Eukaryota; Metazoa; Platyhelminthes; Trematoda; Strigeidida; Schistosomatidae. The record is from the annotation of a GenBank genome assembly.
AAAAUAAAUAUUUUUGAUAUGAAAUUUUUGUUUUCACUUUAUCACCUGUGAAUCUGUUUGUCAAUUAUGUAGUUAAUGUAUAUUAACAUAUUACAAUAAUACUUUUUACCAGUCAGUCAUUAUCAAAACAGAACCUGGAACAUCAGCACAUCAAGAGAGAACUAGCAAGUAAAAAAGGCCAAACGUAUAUAUGCCUCAGAAAGUAGAAAUGAGAAAAUCAAAAGGAUGAAAUAAUGUUGAAGCUUAAAAGAGUUACGAAAGUGAACGCAUCUGGCACCAAAGCGUCCGAUUUUCGAUCAUAUGAUGCCUGUAGCUAUAGAUCAGGGCUCUCACGCGAGUAUCUACUUAUAAUUCUUCACUUACCAAUAUCCUUCAAGGUAACAGUUUAUGUCUUCAGGAACUGAUACAUGUAGAUUUUUUCCUCACCUAUUCUCGUAUCAGGAAGUAUGGUGUGACAAGGCAGACUAUUUUGGCAUAUGUAACACAUGUCACACCCACCGUAGUCGAUGACAAUUCGGUUUCACCAACUGAUUUUUCAUUUCUACCUAUUACUCUCUGUCUAACUUAAACAUUAUUCACUAUGUAGUUUCACAAUAUGCAACUAACCCUUAGAAGACACCGAUGAUCAAAUACGUGAAGCUUGAGAAAUAGGUCAGUUGUAAAAUAAAACAAUGAACUGCGGUACAGUGUCUUAACCCAUUGGUUGGCACUUAGAUAUAUCGUCUGUUCAGCGGGUUGAUGAAAACCAAUUGAGCUUUCUGUGCCGCUAUCGAGAUUUCACCAGCCACUGUAUUAACUAGACGUUCAAAAUAAGUGUAUUCGACAUUAUCUACAUUUGCACUCCUUAUAGUUAAACAAAAUCUUUAUUUAAAAUUCUCGUCAGUUUUAGUAUUAGGCUGAGAAAUCAUUAAAAUAUCAUAUAGGCAUUUAAAUAAAUAAAAAAUGUACCUUUUUAUAAACAUUCAAUGACAGAUAUCAUGGGACCUAUCGAUUAACGGAGUUAGUACAUAAGAUUACAAUUGGAGAUGCGUUUCUUUCAAAACCUGAUGCAUGAUGAAAGAGUUCGAUUUUCUCUCCUUUGCUCUUUAUGACCCCUGUGUUUCGGAUGAGUAUCGAUGUUAAUAUCCUAAACGAAAUAUUAUUCAGACUAAUUACUCUAUGAAGAAUUCCCUUUCAUUCAUCAUGCACUGGGACAAUCAGCGACCGCAGCUUGUGUAAUAAAAAUUCGUCUCGAUGACGAACUAUACCUCGUGUCAAAAGCCAGUUUAAGCUGGACUCUUAUCUUACACAUAACGUACUUGGCAUGGUGGCGAAUCGAUUGGUCAGGUUGUAAUGAUUUACCGACUGAGAUGGUUGGGAUAUUUGUUAUGUAUGUUUGACCGUCACCUACUUCAACGAGCGAUGCCUGUUAAUGCAGAAGUGUGUUGGAAGAAAGAGGUGGUCUGACCAAAACCAUACAUCGGUCCAUAAAGUAUGAGUCGUGUUACUGAGGUUCACUUGAUAACUUCAAUCAGUCUUUAGAUGCACUGAAAGACUGAGCUCAGAAUCGUUCACUUUUUAUCUUCCUCUCGAUCUUCAAACCAGAGUCUCAAGGUUUAUUCUUUCUUUCUUAUGACUGCUAUUAUAUUAUUUAGAUUUUUUUAUUUUUAUGUGGUGGUACUACUAAUCAGAUAUCGCAACUUAGGACAACGAACAUUUAUUCCAGGCUCUAUGUUGAUUCUGUCUAUCUGUCGUUGACUAUGUACUUUAUUUUUGGCACAACUCUUUUCCAGAAUGCAAUAUUGUCCUGAACUAAUCGCUUUUUUAAUUUCAGGAAUAUUUUUCAUUGUAUGGAACUGAUAUUCAGGAAUUCUUCGCGUUUAUUUGUAUGCUUACUACUUUUUCGAUUUUUUAAUGCUUUAUUAAUACAAACAUCUUAUGUACCAGAUGAAUAUUGGCAAUCUAUUGAAGUCGCACACAAAUGGGUGUUUGGAUAUGGAACACUCACUUGGGAAUGGGAACCAAAAAUCGCACUUCGGAGUCCUGUUCAUCCACUUUUGAUUAGCUUCAUAUAUAAAAUGAUUGCAACUCUUGGUGCUGAUUCACAGUGGAUGAUAAUGAAAUCACCUCAAAUUCUGCAUGGUUUUUUUGCAGCUAUUGCUGAUUUUCACUUGUACAAACUUAUCAAACAGCUAUCUGGAUUUCAAAUAGCCAAAUGGACAUUGUUUCAUCAUGUUUGUAACUGGUUUACUAUAUAUUGUGCUCCACGAAGUCUAUCAAACUGUGUUGAAUGGUGUUUAUGCAUAAUUGGUUUAUCCUAUUAUCCAUGGAAUGUGGUAUGCCAAACAGAUCAACAGUUUAUUCAACUAACCGCAUCCAACUAUCAUAAUCAGUCGAAAUGGUUCAUUUUUAUUGCAGUAGUCUGUGUUCUAAUACGUCCAACAGCUUUGAUUAUUUGGUUUCCUUUAUGUUUUUGGCAUAUAUGGCGAAAGUGUAUGAUAGCUAGUACACUAGAUAAGGAUAAUAAUCAUGAUCUUAAAGAAUAUCAAAAGUAUUCUAGGACAAAAUGGUUUCUAAACCAUCUUAUCUAUCAGAUUGGAAUUUACUUAAGUAUAAUUGUGCCCUGUUUUGCUUUCUCUUGCGUUCUGGAUCGUUUGAUAUAUAAUCAGUGGAUAAUCAACCAGUGGAAUUUCAUUAAGUUCAAUAUUUUUUCUGGAGGAUCACGAUUUUAUGACGUCCAGCCUUGGCACUGGUACAUAUCCCAAGGAUUUGCAGCUAUGUUGUUAACGCAAACGCCUCUGGUGGUAACCUUUAUUGUAAUGUAUUUUAAAUAUGGUCCAUGUUUUGUAAGAGAUCUUACAGGAGAGAGAAAGAAGAUAGACUAUUCAAACAACUCUAGUAACCAGAUGUUUCGUGAUCCAUGUGGUUUGUGUAUUAUUGUUAUGAUAUGGACCAUAAUAUGUUAUAGUUUCUUGCCGCACAAAGAAUUCAGAUUUAUCUUCCCAUCAAUCCCGCUAGCUAUGUAUUUUUCUGGUAUUAUAUCGGUGUGGUUCGUUCGUUACGGAUUCAAACUAAAAUUUCUACACAAUCAGGAUAUCCGACGCCAAUAUUUGGUGUCAUUCAUCAUUUUGACACAUAUUCCAUUGGCAUUAUAUACAUGCUUAGUACAUCAGCGUGGUGGACUUGAUUCAAUAAAAUUUUUGAACCAACAAUUACUGAAAAAUCAGCCUGGAAAUGAGGUCGUAACUGCUCUGAACUUGAUGCCGUGUCAUACAGUCCCAUCAGUAGGAUAUCUACAUCGAAACAUUUCUUUUAAGCAACUGUCAUGUAAUCCAGAUUUGACAAAACUGGUAUCAGAUAGUUAUCAGUAUAACGAUGAGGCUGAGAUGUUCUAUGAAAAUCCGAGAUUGUGGUUGGAAAACUAUUACAUCUCGUUAGUGGAUGGAGCGAAUAGACAUUUCCAAAAACCACAGUUUAUAUUUAUGUUCGACCACCUGGUUAAUACAUACAAAUAUGUACAAACACUUUUAGUAUCUUGGGACUAUAAAUUAUGUAAAGAGCUGUUUUUCUCCCACAUACUAACUCAUUCUCGAUAUGGCCAAACCAUACGUGUUUACUGUCUAGAUUAUAUUUGAGUUCACUUUUUUAAUAGGAUUUCCCUUAUUUUUGUUUAAAAACUAACCGGACGAAAUAAAUUGGAAUAUUAACGUAUAAAACGACUAAAUCCUACGUUAUUCAUUUCAAGAUACACUGGAGUAUAAUGAAUUUCGGACUAAAUUUCAC